GGGCGAUCUUCUCCAACUGGUCCGGAGACAGAGGGGUGGAAGAAGGAGGAGGGCUGGACGGCUCUGACACCACCGCCGUGGGCUUCAGCUUCUUCUGCACGAUUUUAGUGUAUUGAGCAAAAUACAGAGCAGGUCCCAAAAACUAAAAUUAAGAUCUGCAAUGUGCCACAGGCAACAGGUUACUGCAAUGGAGAAGUUUGUGAUUCGGGGACAGAAUAAACGCUCCUGCACCAGUGAUGCCGUUAAAAGAAGUCCAAGGAAGAGUAUUAAACUGGAGGAAGAUGAGCGGAUGAAGGAAGAGGAGGAUGAAGUAGACGAAGAUGCAGCUUUAGCAGAGUUCUCUGAUCCUAUUCCCUGGCAAAAAAUAGAGGCAGAGGGACUCGACUGUGAUUAUGCUUUACUCUUCUCCAAGGUGGAGGCAGACCAACUUUUUAAACAGUUGGAGGAGGAGGUGGUGUACUCAACAGGGGAAGAUGCAAAGGUCCAUGUGUUUGGAAAGGUGUACGGUAUACCAAGAAAACAGGCAACAUACGGAGAUGCAGGUCUAACUUAUACCUAUUCUGGGGUGACACGUUCAGCCCGCCCGUGGACUCCAACCUUGGAAUCCAUUCGGGAUGCUGUCACAAGAACAACAGGACAAACAUUCAACUUUGUCUUAGUCAACAGGUACAAAGACGGACAGGAUCACAUGGGUGAGCAUCGUGAUGAUGAAAAGGAGCUGGACCCUCUCUGUCCCAUCGCCUCUGUGUCUCUGGGAGCAGCACGAGACUUCAUCUUCAGGCACAGAGAUGCUCGGGGAAAACAGAGCUGCCGACAGAUUGAACCAGUGAAGCUGGAGCUCGCUCAUGGAAGCCUGCUCCUCAUGAACCCACCGACCAACACUUUGUGGUACCACAGCCUGCCUGUGCGCAAGAAGGUGCUCCUGCCUCGCAUCAACCUCACCUUUAGACGCAUCGUACUGGACAGAAAGAAAUAAGAGGAUACAUGUGGCCAAGCAUGGAUUAUGAGUGGGGUCGAGGCCCUCACUAGUCAGAACUCCCUGAGCAAAUGGACAAAUAACACAAAUCUAAAAUGUGUUUCUUCAAGUCUCAACUGAAUCUGAAUGACUGUAGUUAAAGAAAUACAACUCUAAAGUGCACAUUAGUUUAAUUUUUUUAAUACCUGAAAA
This is a messenger RNA of Toxotes jaculatrix (banded archerfish), 1168 nucleotides long. RefSeq names its product alkB homolog 2, alpha-ketoglutarate dependent dioxygenase (gene alkbh2). The transcript is spliced from 4 exons. The record is from RefSeq and is a predicted model, not a curated record. Lineage: Eukaryota; Metazoa; Chordata; Actinopteri; Toxotidae. Gene Ontology annotation, biological process: DNA repair. The coding region runs from base 161 to 976 and encodes 271 amino acids.